Ricinus communis (castor bean) is the source of this 2974-nucleotide messenger RNA. RefSeq names its product nitrate regulatory gene2 protein. The transcript is spliced from 4 exons. The coding region runs from base 193 to 2634 and encodes 813 amino acids. The record is from RefSeq and is a predicted model, not a curated record. NCBI's taxonomy places the organism in Eukaryota, Viridiplantae, Streptophyta, Magnoliopsida, Malpighiales, Euphorbiaceae.
CUUAGAAAAAGAAGAGAAAAAAGGGACUUUCUAUAUCUGUAGUGAGAGUGAACAGUAUAGUCAAAUAGUGCAGAGAAGACCCGACUAUAAGCCCUUUCUUCCACUCUCACUCUCAGCAGAGCCAAAAAAAAUAAAAAUAAAUCUACUGCUCAAAUCAGUCGGCACCAUCUCAUAACGCGCCAUCAUAACGCGAUGGGCUGUACAGCUUCCAAGCUCGACAACGAGGACACUGUAAGGCGGUGCAAGGAGCGGCGCCGCCUCAUGAAAGAAGCCGUCCACGCUCGCCACCAUCUGGCGGCGGCUCACGCCGAUUAUUGCCGUUCGCUUCGUGUUACUGGCUCAGCUCUUUGUUCUUUCGCUGCUGGUGAACCUCUUUCCGUCUCUGAACAAACUCCCGCGGUGUUUCUUCACCCUCCGAAUCCUCCGACUUCAUCUACUAAUAGUGUACCGCCACGCGUCGUUCCAUCUCCAUCGCCUUCUCUUCAUCCGCCUCCACCACCGCCUGCAUUUUCACCAUCUCCGUCUCCGACAAUAGCUAGUUCGAAGCUGCCUCAUAUUCUCUCUUCUUCAAGCAUGAAAUCUGGUUCUAAUCGUCUGCGUAAGCCGCCAAAACAUAAGCUGCCUCACAUAUUAUCGGAAUCGAGUCUUGCGUCUUCUCCUAGAAGCCAGAAAUCAAAUUUUAAUUAUGAAUAUCCUACGGCUUAUCAAGCUAAUUCAACUUAUUCAAAUACACCUUCGCAAGCGUCCUCUGUUUGGAACUGGGAGAAUUUUUACCCUCCUUCUCCUCCCGACUCCGAAUUUUUCAACCGAAAAUCACAAAACCAAAAUCAAAACCAUCACUUAGACACUGAUGACGUGGACGAUGAUGAACCAGAAACGGAAACCGAAACCGAAACUGAGAAAUCCGAGUAUGAUUUCUUUCAGUUGCAACACAAGAAACACAACUUUCACAAUAUGACCAAUAAUAACGAUGAUAGUAUCAAUAUCAGUACUAACACCAAUAGCAAGCAGCAGCAGCAUAAUAGUACGGCCGAUGAAGAAACAGAGAGAGAAGAAGUUCAGUGCAGCGAAUGGGGAGAUCAUGAUCAUUAUAGCACAACCAGUUCAUCUGAAGAAGGAGAGGAAGAUGAUGAGGAUAGAGAGUCCAGAUCCGAGAUCGGAACCCGGUCGAAUUUCGGGUCAUCGGUUCGGGCAGAGUCAGUUAAACAACCACCGGUUUAUGGAAAUGCAACAAAAUCUGACGAGGCCGGUUCAUCGGCGAGUUAUAGAACGGGAGAGGUCUCUGAUAUGAAAAUGGUGGUUAGGCAUAAGGAUUUGAAAGAAAUUGUUGAAGCUAUUAAGGAGAAUUUUGAUAAGGCUGCGGCUGCUGGGGAUCAGGUUUCGGACAUGCUGGAAGUCAGUAGGGCUCAGCUUGAUCGGAGUUUCCGCCAAUUGAAGAAGACGGUGUAUCAUUCAACUAGUAUGUUAAGCAAUCUAAGCUCGAGUUGGACUUCGAAACCGCCACUGGCAGUUAAAUACCAGCUUGACACCGGUUCGUUAAAUGAACCGGGUGGCCUGAGAAGUCUUUGCUCCACCAUGGAACGGUUGUUGGCUUGGGAGAAGAAACUCUACGAGGAAGUCAAGGUUAGAGAAGGCAUAAAGAUUGCGCAUGAGAAGAAGCUGUCAACACUACAGAGUCAAGAGUACAAGGGAGAGGAUGAUGCGAAGGUAGACAAGACCAAAGCUUCAAUAAAGAGGCUGCAGUCUCUAAUUAUUGUUACAUCCCAGGCUGUUUCUACCACCUCAACUGCAAUCAUUGGUCUUAGGGACACAGAUCUUGUCCCCCAGCUGGUUGAACUGUGUCACGGAUUCAUGUACAUGUGGAGAUCAAUGAACCAGUACCAUGAAGUUCAGAACAACAUUGUGCAGCAAGUGCGUGGCCUUGUCAACCGAUCAACCAAGGGUGACUCAACUUCUGAACUGCACAAGCAGGCAACUCGUGAUCUCGAGUCAGCUGUUUCUGCAUGGCAUUCCAGUUUCUGCCGCCUAAUAAAGUUCCAAAGGGACUUUAUCCGGUCUGUCCAUGGCUGGUUCAAGCUUACUCUUCUUCCUGUUAGCGAUGGCAAUGUGAAUAGCAAUGUGGAACAUUCCGAUGUAUAUGCCUUCUGCGAUGAGUGGAAGCUCACUCUUGACCGUGUCCCUGAUACAGUUGCUUCUGAAGCCAUAAAGAGCUUUAUCAAUGUUGUUCAUGUGAUAUCUCUAAAACAAAAUGAGGAGCUUAAAAUUAAAAAGCGAACUGAAACAGCUUCAAAGGAGCUGGAGAAGAAGGCUUCUUCCCUUCGAAAUAUUGAAAGGAAGUUUUAUCACUCCUACUCUAUGGUUGGUAUUGGGAUGCCUGAUACUGGAGCUGAUAACGGGCAGGUAUUGGAUGCUCGGGAUCCAUUGGCUGAGAAGAAAUCUGAGCUUGCAGCCUGCCAGAGGCGGGUGGAAGAUGAGAUGUUGAGACAUGCCAAAGCGGUGGAGGUGACAAGAGCUAUGACACUGAAUAAUCUUCAAACAGGCUUGCCGGGGGUUUUCCAGGCAUUGACCAGCUUUUCUUCCUUGUUUACUGAGGCACUGGAAUUGGUAUGCAACCGUUCAUAUGCCAUAAAAUAGGUGCACAUGAUUUUUCUAUUUGGAUUUUUGAGGUAAGUCGGAUAUCAACAAGGGCUGGGAAAAUUUUGGCUGUGGGCUCUUAUGAUAAUAGUCAUUAUAAUCACUAUUAAUUUUUUUGUUGGGGGAGGGGAAUUUUUGACAUGUAAAUACUUGCGGUUUUGGCAUCCUUUGUUCUGGUGAAAGGGGAGGGAAGUGUGGGUGUACAGGAUCAUUCGCUUUGGGUUGUUGUAUUAGAGGUUCAAAAUUUCAGCAUAUGAAUAAAUUAUACGCAUUCUACUCAGGGUUCCCCCUUUUGUAAUUAAAGUUAAAAAUAUAUGUUGCCUUUUUUCUUUUUAAUAAA